AUGAGGUCUCCGGGGAGCCUUCUGACAAGGUUCUCUACUGGCACAACGGAGAGCCUCCCUUCUGGUGCGCGCUGUGCGGGGAACGCUUUGGCCGCAGCUCAUGACUACUCGUGCACCAGCGCGUCCACACGGGCGAGCAGCCCUACCGUUGCAGCGUGCCGCAGGUGUUUCUGUCUUGCCCAGUGUCUGGUCAAGCACUGGCGCAUCCACAAUGGCGAGAGGCCCUACAAGGGCGGGGAUUGUACUAAGUGUUUCAGCCAGCGCGCCAACCUCGUUCCGCACGGGCGGGUCCACGUGGGCGAGAAGCCCUGCAAGUGGCGGGAUUGCGCGCGGAGCUUCAGCCGGAGCUCGCGGCUCAUCCCGCACCAGAGGGCGCACGCGGGUGAGCGUCCAGGUGGCUGGGGACGGCUGCGACAAGAGCCUCAGCAGAUGCUCGCGCACCGCAGGGUCCACUUGGGCGAGAAGCCCUAA
Eubalaena glacialis (North Atlantic right whale) is the source of this 471-nucleotide messenger RNA. RefSeq names its product zinc finger protein 79-like. The record is from RefSeq and is a predicted model, not a curated record. Lineage: Eukaryota; Metazoa; Chordata; Mammalia; Artiodactyla; Balaenidae. The coding region runs from base 1 to 471 and encodes 156 amino acids. The transcript is spliced from 2 exons. Gene Ontology annotation, molecular function: DNA-binding transcription factor activity, RNA polymerase II-specific; RNA polymerase II cis-regulatory region sequence-specific DNA binding. Gene Ontology annotation, biological process: regulation of transcription by RNA polymerase II.